GGGAGCUGCGGCUUUAUAUAAGCUGAGCACAACGGCGGUGUUCUCGCGGACCCAUCACCUGGCUGACCUGCGUUUGUGUUGAGACCAGCGACUGAGAUGAAGCUCACAGCGUCGUUCGUUCUGCUCGCGGUUUCCACGGGGUUGGCGGCGGCAACUGCUUUGGGAUCCCAGGCCGUUCUCAGCCAGAGCGACGACCUUGCACACGCGGAGGCACCUCUCUCAGAUGGGCAGCUGCUGGAACGGAUAGAGCAGUUCUCUGGGCUGACUUCGGACCCCGUAGAGCUCUACAAACUAGUGGACCCUGCUGGAGCUUCUGACCUGGAUGAGCCGCGUCUACUGUAUGUUUGGGAGCUUCACAAGUCAGAAGACGAGGCCGAGUGGGCGACCGAGGGGGACAAGCUUAGGCUGCAUCAGCAGGGCCUCAAGUUCACGGACAUAACGGAAACUAGGGAUCUGGGCAAGAAGAAUGCUGUCAGGGUCAAGGAGGCUGCAGAAUACCCGCCCAUCUCGUACCAGUCCCAAGUCCGAGAUGUUAUCUCCAACCUGACCACCCAGAAUAUGUACGACAACCUCGAGAAGUUCACCAGCUUCUUCAAUCGGUUCUACAGAAGUGAGAACGGUGCUGCCAGCAGCCAUUGGCUUUACUUGCAGGUUUUGGACAUUAUUGCGAAAGCGCCAGCUUCAACGCCAUUGUCCAUCCGUAAAUUCACCAACCCCUUCCCUCAGUCAUCCGUUAUCGCUCGGUUUGAGCCAAAGUAUCCUUCUCCGAAUAAGACAGCAGCAGUAAUUAUUGGCGCACACCAAGAUUCCGCCAACUACCGCUUCCCGCUUCUUCCCGCCCCGGGAGCUGACGAUGAUGGCAGCGGCACUGUCACCAUCCUCGAGGCGUUCAGAGCCCUCGUCGAGAAAGGAUUCACACCUGAAUACCCGGUAGAAUUCCACUGGUAUGCAGCGGAAGAAGGUGGCUUGCUUGGGUCCCGCCAAGUAGCUGCUGAAUACGAGAGGCUAGGGAGGGAUGUUCGUGCCAUGAUUCAAUUCGAUAUGACCGCCUAUACCAAGCAGAACCACACGGCUACUGUCGCUCUCAUCACUAACGACGUCGAUAUACCUCUCACCGAAUACGUGAUUUCUUUGGCAGAGGAAUACGCUGACUACCCCGUUCAACGUGCCAAGUUGGUACCCGGUGCUGGUUCCGACCAUAUGUCGUGGCACAAGGCUGGGUAUGCUGGCGCUUUUGCAACUGAAGGAGACCCCUUCACAGAGUUCGACCCAUACAUCCACGGCGCCAACGAUACCAUGCACCUUCCAAACGGCGAGUUCAGCUUCGAGCAUGCACUGGAAUUCUCCAAGGUCGCUGUGGCUUUCGCUGUUGAACUAGGUGGAUGGGUAUAGGAGCGUAACGGUCACAUCGAUAGCCCGUCUUUGGCUCGGUCUGGAUGUAGCUGCGAAUGAGUAGUGAACUGCCAUGAUAUACAUACCAUACAUAAUGCACGACCUCAUUUAUGAGGUAUGCAAAGCCUUUGUUGAGUGAAGUCCGUCGUACUCCCUAUAAGAAGCCGUAGCCUGUAGGUAGAACCGUGGCGCAUGUCGGAUACGCUGCUUAUUCCCUCAGAUAUGAAUGGUAGGCCCGACAUUAGAGAGUCA
Molecule: messenger RNA, 1644 nt
Organism: Gloeophyllum trabeum ATCC 11539
Lineage: Eukaryota; Fungi; Basidiomycota; Agaricomycetes; Gloeophyllales; Gloeophyllaceae
Product: Zn-dependent exopeptidase
Exons: 4
Coding region: 97-1392 (431 amino acids)
Biological process (GO): proteolysis
Molecular function (GO): metalloexopeptidase activity
Source: RefSeq, a predicted model, not a curated record